Molecule: messenger RNA, 1659 nt
Organism: Polistes dominula (European paper wasp)
Lineage: Eukaryota; Metazoa; Arthropoda; Insecta; Hymenoptera; Vespidae
Product: deubiquitinase DESI2
Biological process (GO): protein deubiquitination
Molecular function (GO): deubiquitinase activity
Source: RefSeq, a predicted model, not a curated record
GAGAUUGUGGUGCUAUUUCCCCUUAAUAUUGUUUUAUACUCGAAGAAACGAUUUAAAGCAAAAUGGCAUUUAGUAUUUCUCAUAUAGCCUCAGUCGUUACUCGAGUGUUAAAUAUAUAUUUGACAGGUCUUUAGUAUUAAUGCAUAUAAUAACGGUUUAAAUUGACCUAACAGUGUUCAAUUAAACAAAGGAUACUAAGUCUCGUAACAAAUGAAAUUUAAGUUAUAAUGAUUCAUCCGAAUUAUUCUUAGCGCGUUUAAAAAACGAGCUAAUGCAUCGACUAUAUAUAAUAUUGUUCAUUGUUUAAUGCAAAAAUUGACUACUGUCAUUGUGCAACUCUUAUGGCAAUACAAAAAAAUUUAGGUUAUACGUUUUCCAGAAUAAAAUAAAUGAGAAGCAUUAGAGCUAGAAAAAGAAGACUAUUUUCAAGGAAUAUACAAUAUUAAAAAAUCAUAUGAUACUCAGAUGCGUUACUUGAUGUCAACAACCUUUCGAAAAUUUGUGUAAAAUGUUAACCAUUCCUACAAUAGAACGUGGAAUGUGAGAAGGUGUUUUAAAUUCCUGCUUUCUCAGGUGUACUGGAACGUAGAUAGUCCUGCUGUUCACCGCUUAAAGUACAAGUAUCCUACGAUGUUUUCAUCAGGUCUUGGCUGUAAUCUUUCCUUCCCCAGUUGUCUGGGCUAUCCACGAGAUAGCGAAGAACUGAUACCAAAAAUGGCGCGUGAACCGAUUAUUCUCAAUGUUUAUGAUAUGUAUUGGAUAAACGAAUAUACAACUCCAAUCGGACUUGGAGUUUUUCAUUCGGGUGUUGAAAUAUAUGGGACAGAAUAUGCCUAUGGUGGUCAUCCAAAACCUAAAUCCGGCAUUUUUGAAAUAACUCCUAGAGUUGCGGAAGAACUUGGUGAACAAUUUAGAUACAGACAGUCAGUACACAUUGGGUAUACAGAUUUUACAGAGGAAGAUGUUACAAGGAUUGUAAAUGAAUUAGGAAAGGAUUUUAGGGGAGAUCGUUAUCACUUGAUGAAUAAAAAUUGUAAUCAUUUUAGUAGUCAGCUUACAUUGAUUCUAUGUGGCCAAGAAAUCCCAGGAUGGGUUAAUCGUUUGGCAUACUUCAGUUCGUGCGUACCAUUUUUGCAGCGUUGUCUCCCAAAAGAAUGGUUAACUCCCGAUGCCCUUCAGCAUUCUUUAAAUCAAGUCAGCCAUCAUGAAGGCUCGUAUAUCGCCAGGAAGAAAUUGAUAUCCAGGCAAUUCGAAUGUCACUCGAGGGUACAAACUUGACAUUGUACUUCUCAAUGCCGCUGAUAAAUUUAUUAGUACUCAGAGAAUUGCCUUCCCUGCAACGUGUCGUCUAACAAAUUUUCGACGACAGGAUACAGGUCGCGUGUGUUCUUUGGUUAAUAGUUAUAUAAUAAAUAGAUAAUUACCUACAAAUCAAAGCCAUACCUGAGACUGACAAGUUUAUUGGUCAGAAGAGUUCAGAUUUCAUUUAUGUUUCAUCAGAUUUUUGUAGCCAUUGAAAAGCAUAUUCUUUGUUUAAAUUCUAUUUCAAAUUAUAAAUUUUUUGAUGAGCACUUUUCAAUUUAUCGCAGAAACUUUUAUAGGAUUAUUAUGAUUAACUUAUCUUUUAUAAUCAAAACUCAUAUUUCAUUUUGUUUACAU